CCUCAUCACCCCUCGCUCCAUGCUUCGAGGCGCAACGAGCCAUGUCAGAGCCAAUGUACUACCACAGGCUCAGGCUCGAUGCGCGUCCUCUUCGUCUUUAUCAACAUCCUCCGCACCUACGCGCCGACUCACCGCACUGACCCAGCCGCAAAAGAAUCUCUACAGAGCUCUUGAGCAGUUGACGGUGCCUCAACCUCGAUCGGCCACAGAAGCUGCCAACCAUCGACCACACGCGGCGGCUCGAAAGCCUGAGGAGCUCCUCUCCUAUGCCAAGUGGUUCGUCGCGCAGUCGCAAUGCGCUGCUGCCGGCCCAGCCGACGCAAAGGGCAAAGCAAAGGAGAUGGCGCCCAUUCCCAAGUCUUCUCUCUUUGACCAUUCGCCUUCAUCCUGGGCUCUUCUACUGCGGACUGCAGCCCACGUAGGUGACGGACGGGCAUUUGUUGCCAUUCUCGACGCAUUCGCGCGGUGGAAGAAUGAAAUCGGCUUCGUGAGCGAGGAAGAACAAGACCUCAAUCCUGCCCCACCUCGAGCCUCCCUCACCAACUCCUCCAACGACGACUACACCACGAUUCCCCGCGUCGAACAGCUUGCCGCCUCCCUAGUCUACACGCUUCGCCGUCGGCACCACAUAGGCAAGGAAGCUGGCUCUCACCCCGUCUUGCAGCUCCCCUUCAUCACAGAGGGUACGCAGCGACUGCACGCAGCGCGAUACAGAGAUGAGCUGCGGCCAGAGGAGAUCAAAACCAUCUUCAUGGAACCAUUGCCUAUACCCGAGAAUUGGGCGGGCUUGGCUUCCCCUGGUGGUGAAGCACAGGUGCGAGAGCAGGGCACGGGCUUCUUCUCGUCUUCACGCCCAGCUACGAGCAAUGAUUCGCAGCAAGGCAGGCAGCGCAGGCGGCGACGUCCUCUCAUUACCUGGCUUUCGACCCUCAAUGCUAACCAAAAAGUCAAACGACAGAUCUAUGACCUUAUGAACGUCUUUCGACAGGCGUAUGAGGAUCGAUGCGUAGAUGAGGAGGUGCUGAGGCGACGUAUACGGAUCCUCCAGGCUGGCAGGGGAGAAGACGCCCGCUACCCUGGGCCGAGUGCGUUGAAUCUGCAAGCCCUCGGCGAGCUCGAUGAGCAAGAUUCACUCCUCUCCGUGCUGGUCAGGAGAGAGGUGCUCGCAAAUGCCGUCGUACUCAAUUGGUUGCGCGGGCAAAACAGCUCAAGUGAGACCGGACCGCCAGCCUGGUUGUUGCACCUUGCAUUGAGAAGCUUCGCCCAACGCGGGGACACGCAGAGAAUCAGAGAGGUCAUCGCUGCUCUCCUGAAGGAGCAGCAGAGGCGUGGAACGGUGGUUAGCGGUCAGGAAAGCGGGCUAUUGGCGGGCGAAGAAGACGACCAGGAGCCUCCUCAAUCGCUCGCCGCAGAUCUCUUCGAAGAGGACCAGCAGCAACGAGAUCCAUCGCUCGAAUCGACAUCAGGCGCUCACUCUGACAGUCCUUGCUCACCUUUCUCACACAAGACCGACCCGAAGCCUCUGCCGCCGCUUCUCCUCAAACCGCGCACCCUCCUCAACCUGCUGCUUCGCUCUCACCAGCUACACGCCCUCGACGCAAGGAGUGGCCGUCGUGCCCUUGCGUCAGCGUGGCAGGAUGUGCGCUCCCUAUGCAGUCGGCCAUCCACUGCUACUCCUCGGGGAAGUGCUAGCUGGUGGCAUCCCAACGAGACUAGCGUGCUCCUGCUGUUGAGCCUGUUGAAGUACGAUCGGCAAAGGGUAGCCAGGGGUCUGGGAUUGGUCAAGAAGAUGGACAGGGAAUGGGGACGGGCUGGUGAGCGGAUGGCAGAGAUUGAGAGAUACGCCAAAAGACUGCGGGAGCGUAGUACCCCGCAAGAGCAAGAGGUGGGCGCUGCUGAGGCAGCGGAGAUGCGGCUCAGGCACAGUGAUAUCGCACCCUCGCGCGAGACAAGACGACGACGUCGUAGAGCGCAUCGUCGCUUGGUGAGGGAAAAUGCUCAAACGCUCAAAUUGACCGUCCGAACUGCGAGGAGGUUGUUGAGGUGGACAUCCCAGAUGGGAAAAGAAGCCGGGGCUGAGAAGGCGCCGCCGCCAUCCGAAGAAGAGGCAGCUCAUGGUGGAUCAGUUGCCAGUAUCGACGCUGAGCAGCUCUCGCCGCAGGCCGAAACAACACCGGUGGCUGGGGCGAUACUGCCCGUGGAGCACGGCGAAGUCCACAAGUCGCAGGCAAAGGUCGAGCAGACCGCGGUGGACGGGAAGACUACCGCUGCUCGCACCUCCUCUUCCCGUCGUUCCUUCGCGUCGCGAGCCACCGAGAUCCUACAGCUCGCCCGCUCCUGGCGCAACGCUGACCGACAGGAGCAGUUGCUACUGGCCUCGAUGCGGCCGAAGCCCUCAAGCACAACAUCUACAUCGAAGUUGACGGCCCACACCACGCCAGCUAUCAGCGAGAUUUGCGAGCAGCAAGGACCGCCCCUUUCGCUCGGCCGUCAUCGCCCUCGACCUCAUGAGAGCGUCAUUGCCUACCCACUGAACCCAGGCCCGGCGCACACGGUUGGAUUGCGGGGUCAGAGGAAGGAGCGGGCAAGAUUUAGACGAGCGGUCGCGCUGCUGAGCAGGAGAAGGGAGGUGGGUGAUGCGAAGCAGCAUGGGAUUGACAGAAGUGGAGGGUAGAUGCGAGGGCUGGGGCAGGGUCAAAAGGAGUGGCUAAUGUGCAUGCGAUCCCCUAUCUCUUUUCGGCCAUCUGCCUUUUCGGGCCAGCGAGACGAGGUGCACAGCGAUUGCUAGGCAGAGGAUCGAUGCAGCCAUUACUGAAGCGAAAGCUAUGUACAAAGAGCGUUGCCUCUCGCCCAAUCACGUCGUGUCGUGUCGUAUACGGAUAUCUGGUCGUGUACAGUCAUGCUAUGUUCAUACCUCUUACUGCCCCUCCUCCCUUCUCCCUCCUGAUCCCUCAUCGCACUCUCACCUCA
Messenger RNA from Jaminaea rosea, 2970 nucleotides. RefSeq lists its product as hypothetical. The transcript has a single exon. The coding region runs from base 20 to 2674 and encodes 884 amino acids. NCBI's taxonomy places the organism in Eukaryota, Fungi, Basidiomycota, Exobasidiomycetes, Microstromatales. The record is from RefSeq and is a predicted model, not a curated record.